Macadamia integrifolia is the source of this 1869-nucleotide messenger RNA. Its product is annotated as isoleucine--tRNA ligase, chloroplastic/mitochondrial-like. The record is from RefSeq and is a predicted model, not a curated record. The transcript has 10 exons. Gene Ontology annotation, molecular function: isoleucine-tRNA ligase activity; tRNA binding; ATP binding. Gene Ontology annotation, cellular component: cytosol. NCBI's taxonomy places the organism in Eukaryota, Viridiplantae, Streptophyta, Magnoliopsida, Proteales, Proteaceae. The coding region runs from base 1 to 1482 and encodes 493 amino acids. Gene Ontology annotation, biological process: isoleucyl-tRNA aminoacylation.
AUGUGCAAGUUUGAGAUUGACAUAUUGGGUGUCUACGAGGCACCAAAUACUCAUCCUGUAAUAUCCAAAAAAGGAAGUGAUGCAUGGUGGUACAUGUCAGUGGAGGAUCUACUCCCAGAAAAAUACCGUGAUAAGGCAUCAGAUUAUCAAAAAGGAUAUGAUACAAUGGAUGUUUGGUUUGAUUCGGGCUCUUCUUGGGCUGCUGUGUUGGAGAAAAGAGAUGGCCUUAAUUACCCUGCAGAUUUGUACCUUGAAGGUACAGAUCAACAUCGAGGAUGGUUCCAAAGUUCUUUGUUGACUAGUAUUGGUACAAGAGGAAAAGCUCCAUAUGCUUCUGUUAUAACACAUGGAUUUGUGCUAGAUGAGAAAGGUUUAAAGAUGAGCAAGUCUUUGGGCAAUGUCGUGGAUCCAAAUAUUGUCAUUGAAGGAGGGAAAAACCCCAAGGAGUCACCUGCUUAUGGAGCGGAUGUACUGCGGCUUUGGGUUUCAAGUGUAGAUUAUUCUGGUGAUGUACUGAUUGGGCCUCAAGUCCUCCGUCAAAUGUCUGACAUAUAUAGGAAGCUUCGUGGCACAUUGCGAUAUCUAGUGGCAAAUCUGCAUGAUUGGAAACCGGAUAAUGCUGUUCCGUAUUGUGAUCUUCCUAAAAUCGACCAGCAUGCUCUCUUCCAGCUUGAAAAUGUUGUAAUAAGCAUCAGAGAGUGCUAUGAAAACUAUCAGUUCUACAAGAUUUUCCAGAUCAUACAACGGUUUGCCAUUGUAGAUCUAUCAAAUUUCUACUUUGACGUUGCUAAAGACCGACUUUAUGUUGGGGGCACUGCAAGCUUUACAAGGAGAAGUUGUCAAACAGUUCUUGCAGCUCAUCUUCUCUCUAUUGUUAGAAUAAUUGCUCCGAUAUUGCCUCAUUUAGCUGAGGAUGUGUGGCAACACCUUCCCUUUGAGCAUGCCAUUGAAGAUGGUUCACUUGCCAAAUUUGUUUUUGAGGCAGGAUGGCCAGAUCCAGAUGAAAGAUGGCUUGCCUUGCCAGUUGAAGACAUUGAUCUCUGGGAGAAAGUUCUUGAGCUAAGGACCGAGGUGAAUAAGGUUCUAGAAACUGCUCGUGGUGGGAAGCUAAUAGGUUCUAGUCUAGAUGCAAAGGUUUAUCUACACACUACAGAUGCAGACCUAGCAUCCAGAUUACAUGGAAUAUGUGUGGCCAGCAAUGAUGCAGAUGCAUUGCAUCGCAUAUUCAUAACAUCUCAGGUUGAAAUCCUUGCUUUGCUGGAGAAUGAACUGAUCGAUAGCAUUGCAUACAAGGGAGAACAUCUAAUUCAAGGAAAAAGCAGAGUUUGGAUUGGUGUCUCUCGUGCUGAGGGUUCAAAAUGUGAAAGAUGCUGGAACUACUCAACAAAAGUCGGCUCCUUCCCUGAGCAUCCUACCCUUUGUUGCCGUUGUUAUAAUGUUGUUAACAUCCAAUCGGCUCCUGAUAUGGCAGCAGUUUGCUAAGUCUUCAAAGGCUGAAGGUGAAAAGGUGACAAACUACCGAGAAUUCUGUGAUUUGAGUGGCUAAAAUUCUUUUUUUCCCCUCACAUUCAAGAUCUUUUCACAAGUGGAGCCCUCAAAUCUGCCCUAAUAUGUGAUGGAGUUAUUCAUGUUAAAGGAUUCUCUUCGGAAGUGGAAAGCUCCGAAAAUUGCCAUGUUAUGUGACAAGAGUUGUCUCUUCAAGGCAAAUGAAGUCAUCUAGACUGCAUAACAUGCUUGUGUAGAUUAACAGCAAAAUUAUUCGGUGCCGUCAAUUUUUUUACCAUUACCCCCAUUAAAAUGUGUAUCACAGAUAUUUAAAUGAUUUUGCAAUAUAUCCAAUAAAAUGUCUAGUUUGUGACUUUUUUGUAA